CGUCCAUCCAGAGGAAGGCAAGUUUUUGGCUCAGGCGGCUGAGAAGCCCGAGCGGGGCUGGAGACAGGUAGCAGUACGGGGGCGGAGCUUCAUGCCGGAAGUGAUAGUCCGCAGUCCUUUCGGUUGGCAGCCUGGCGGGCGGGAGAUGCGGCGGCCACCUGCUGCGAGGAACCGAAGGGAAGGUUAGAGGUACCAAGGCAGUUUGGAGCUGGGGCUAAGCAGCUGUCGCACAGUCAGAUCAUGGGCUCGACCAAGCACUGGGGCGAAUGGCUCCUGAACUUGAAGGUGGCUCCAGCCGGCGUCUUUGGUGUGGCCUUUCUAGCCAGAAUCGCCCUGGUUUUCUAUGGCGUCUUCCAGGACCGGACCCUGCACGUGAGGUAUACGGACAUCGACUACCAGGUCUUCACCGACGCCGCGCGCUUUGUCACGGAGGGGCGCUCGCCUUACCUGAGAGCCACGUACCGUUACACCCCGCUGCUGGGUUGGCUUCUCACUCCCAACAUCUACCUCAGCGAGCUCUUUGGAAAGUUUCUCUUCAUCAGUUGCGACCUCCUCACCGCUUUCCUCUUAUACCGCCUGCUGCUGCUGAAGGGGCUGGGGCGCCGCCAGGCUUGUGGCUACUGUGUCUUUUGGCUUCUUAACCCCCUGCCUAUGGCAGUAUCCAGCCGCGGUAAUGCGGACUCGAUUGUCGCCUCCCUGGUCCUGAUGGUCCUCUACUUGAUAAAGAAAAGACUCGUCACGUGUGCAGCUGUAUUCUAUGGUUUCGCGGUGCAUAUGAAGAUAUAUCCGGUGACUUAUAUCCUUCCCAUAACCCUCCACCUGCUUCCAGAUCGCGACAAUGACAAAAGCCUCCGUCAAUUCCGGUAUACUUUCCAGGCUCGUUUGUACGAGCUCCUGAAGAGGCUGUGUAAUCGGGCUGUGCUGCUGUUUGUAGCAGUUGCUGGACUCACGUUUUUUGCCCUGAGCUUUGGUUUUUACUAUGAGUACGGCUGGGAAUUUUUGGAACACACCUACUUUUAUCACCUUACUAGGCGGGAUAUCCGUCACAACUUUUCUCCGUACUUCUACAUGCUGUAUUUGACUGCAGAGAGCAAGUGGAGUUUUUCCCUGGGAAUUGCUGCAUUCCUGCCACAGCUCAUCUUGCUUUCGGCUGUGUCUUUCGCCUAUUACAGAGACCUCGUUUUUUGUUGUUUUCUUCAUACGUCCAUUUUUGUGACUUUUAACAAAGUCUGCACCUCCCAGUACUUUCUUUGGUACCUCUGCUUACUGCCUCUUGUGAUGCCACUAGUAAGAAUGUCUUGGAAAAGAGCUAUAGUUCUCCUAAUGUUAUGGUUUAUAGCGCAGGCCAUAUGGCUGGCUCCUGCCUAUGUUCUUGAGUUUCAAGGAAAGAACACCUUUCUGUUUAUUUGGUUAGCUGGUUUGUUCUUUCUUCUUAUCAACUGUUCCAUCCUAAUUCAAAUUAUUUCCCAUUACAAAGAAGAACCCCUGACAGAGAGAAUCAAAUAUGACUAGUGUAUGUUCCACACCCUCUGCUACUGUGUUACAUUCUGAUUGUCUUGUAUGGACCAGAAGAGAGGUUUGGGACAUUUUUUCUGAACAUUCUAAUCAUUCUGGUGAAAGUUCCCAUGUUCCAACAGAAGUUAAAAGCAAUGUUUGCCUUAUAUAUAAAAGGGACACAAUAAUUAAGGUCCACCUUCUAGGAAAUCCCAGGACUUGUUUAUUUGGGACAUGGUGGGAAUAAAGGUCACAUAUUGGAAAAUGGAAAGGCUGAUGAAACUAUCAGAUACUAAAAGAUUCUUAAAAUAGAGGAAUAUAGUUAGAGACAUCAGGUUUAAGCCAGUAUUUGUUCCUGUUUUACAAUGCUUCUGUCUUAAGCUGUGUCUUAACUUUUAACCCCCAUCUUUUCUUUCUAAAGCUUUCCUGACAGCUGUGAAAAUCCAAAAAGUAUUCUUAGACUGGGUAUGGUGGCCCUUGCCUGUAAUCCCAGCACUUUGGAAGGCUGAGGUGGGAGGGUCGCUUGAGUCCAGGAGUUCUAGACCCACCUGGGGCAAGAUGGUGAGACCUAGUCUC
Nomascus leucogenys (northern white-cheeked gibbon) is the source of this 2070-nucleotide messenger RNA. It is a transcript of the gene PIGM, whose product is annotated as phosphatidylinositol glycan anchor biosynthesis class M. Gene Ontology annotation, biological process: GPI anchor biosynthetic process. Lineage: Eukaryota; Metazoa; Chordata; Mammalia; Primates; Hylobatidae. Gene Ontology annotation, molecular function: alpha-1,4-mannosyltransferase activity; GPI mannosyltransferase activity. Gene Ontology annotation, cellular component: glycosylphosphatidylinositol-mannosyltransferase I complex; membrane. The record is from RefSeq and is a predicted model, not a curated record.